AUGGCCGACACAGUACCGGCAAAGCUCAAGAGCCUGCAGCUCGCGUCCUUCGCGAAGCGCGCCGCCCAACUCGAGCGAUUCAAGCCCAUCAUGACCUACUGGUGUGGACUACACUCGGCGGACCAAGAAUGCACCGCCUACACCACCGAUCUCAUGGAGAAGCUCGAGCAAUCAAAGGCCGAGAACCCCAACGAGGAUGCCUUGCUGGAUGACACGGUCGCAAGCGCAUACUGCGAACAGUUCGCGCUACAGACUCUCGCAAAAGCAGAAAGGGAGAUGGCUGAGAACAGAGUCAAUGGACAAACAGCCGAUACCCUCCUCGCCGCCUCCACGUUCCUCGAGAUAAUGUCGAUAUGGAAGAACAACGAUCCAGAGAUCACUUCGAAAACCAAGUUCGCCAAAUACCACGCGCUACGCAUCGUCAAAGCCAUCAAGGCCAACGAAGACCCCAAUGCGACAAACCCCGUACAGGAAACACCGCAGCAGCCCAUGUCGCCGUCUGCUCUAGAUCCAAACGACCCAGAAGUCCAGCGCAUAAACCAAGGCGCUCCACCCCCGAACCCAUACCAACCAUCUGUAGAGACAGCACCGAAUACCUCUACCCAGCCAUCGCCCAACUUCUCCGCACGCCAAGUAUCACCACCACCUCCCAAUCUCCCUUCUGCACCUACUGGAUACACUCAGUCAUCGCACAACGAUGUAUCUCCAAUAUCACAACCCGCCACCUCGAGGCAGGGCUCUGUCGUUUCGAUCGGUGGUGGAUACUUUCCGAGGACCAAUGCUCCAGAUCCUCCUACAUUCACGGCAGAGACGACGGCACCAGGUCUACCAACCGCUCCAAUGGACAUAGACCCCAUGACGUCUUCUCUGCCCACGAGCCCUCAGCCACCACAAGCCCCGGAACCAUCAGACCCUGCAAGCUUCUAUCAAAACCCGGCGUCUCCUGCGCAUGCUCAGGCUCCUCAGCAGCCACCACCUCAAAACCAGUACCAAUCUCCAACGCCCCCGCAAGUUCCGCAAAAGCCCCAGAGAUUAUCUUCCAGCUUCGGAGCACCCCCGCAACAACAUCAGUUUGUUUCGCCUUCGCCACAGCCGCCGCAACAAUACCAACAAGGCGGAUUCUCCCAGCCUGCUCAGCCGCAGUACCAGUCAACGUCCCACCAGAAUCCAUACGCUCAACCACAACCUCCUCUCCAGCAAACAUCGCAGGGUCCGUUCAGGAAUGACGAAGAUUCCAUCAUGGAAGCUACGAAGCACGCCAAAUGGGCCAUUUCUGCCAUGAACUUUGAAGAUGCAGAUACUGCUGUGAAGGAGCUACGCACAGCGUUACGGGCUCUGGGUGCGUUAUAG
Molecule: messenger RNA, 1350 nt
Organism: Alternaria arbusti
Lineage: Eukaryota; Fungi; Ascomycota; Dothideomycetes; Pleosporales; Pleosporaceae
Exons: 3
Coding region: 1-1350 (449 amino acids)
Biological process (GO): late endosome to vacuole transport via multivesicular body sorting pathway
Cellular component (GO): multivesicular body
Source: RefSeq, a predicted model, not a curated record